ACCAACAACAAGAACAUCUUUGUUUUGUCAAGAUGAGGGUCUUUUUGCUAAUUUUUUUGAGUCAAAGUUCUAUUUCAGCAACAAAUCUAAAAAUAAUUGGAGGUGAUGACGCCCUAGCUGGCCAAUUUCCCUUUGCAGCCGCAAUUUACGUUCGAACCAACGAUGGGACUUACUUUUGUGGAGGAACACUAAUUAGUGACGAGUGGAUUUUAACUGCCGGUCAAUGCGUACAUGAGGCUGUUUCAUUUACGAUUCAGUUAGGAUCGUCUACUUUAGCAGGAAAUGAUCCAAAUCGCGUCAAAGUCUCAACAAGUGAAUCAGUGAUUCAUCCAAAUUUUGAUCCAAUUAGUUUGCAAAACGACAUCGGACUCAUCAAACUUCGACUACCUGUCGAAUAUAACGAUUAUGUUCGGCAAAUUCGCUUUUUGCCAACGUUUAGAUUGCAAGAUGGGGCAUCUACGAUUGCUAUUGGUUGGGGACAGAUUAGUGAUGAUAAUUCUGGUCUUUCCAAUGUUCUUCAACGUGUCAAUUUGACUACUAUUUCCACAGAUGAGUGCAAAUUAACAUAUGGUGGGCAAAUUACCGAAGAUAUGGUUUGUGUUAAUGGUAAUUACAAUGAAGGGAGUUGUACUGGUGAUAUGGGUAGUCCACUGCUACAGCAUGUGGGCAGAGGGUAUUAUUUAGUUGUUGGAGUUGCGAGUUUUAUUAGUGGAAAUGGGUGUGAAAGUACAGACCCAUCGGGGUAUACCAGAACUUUCAGUUACAUCAACUGGGUCAAAAAUAUUACAAAUAUUUAACAAAUAUGCCUAACCAGAAGUACUAAAAGCUACAUUAGAAACAUAAACAUAAUUAAUUUUUUGAGAUUGUACACGACAGUAAAACUUGUAGAAUAAUUCUAUAAUGCUUAUUUAAAAAUAAUUUAUUUAAUGCAUACAGUAUUACAAUAUAGAAAAUAAAGAAUAUGUAAUAUUUUUAUUAAUUCUAAUUACCAGUACUGGCACAAAUUUUUAAAAGUUUCUUUGGAGUUAGAUUACCUUGAUAAACCUCAUUUAAAGACCUAAAAUGAUUAUAAAACUCUCUUUGAUUUGUUAUUGUACAAAUAUUGACCACUUACCAUGGUACACCUGUUCCUUCGCCUACACGAUAUAUAACUCCAACAUUUUCGUCGUCAAGCUUAACAACAAAUAAUGGUCGCUCGUUACAAAAAACUAAUUCGUUUACAAUUUCAGAUUUUAUUCCUUUUGACAAUAGUAAUUUAAAAAACUAGAAAAAUACUAAAUUCAAGAAGAUAAAAGCGCAAUAAUUUAGACUUACUGAAAUUGCCAUGGAUUUUUCUUGGGCAACAAUUAAGACGUCAACACCUCGUGUGACGUUAUUGCAUUUUAACAACUUUAAAAUAGUUUCAACAUUAAAACUUAUCUCAACGGCAGACAUUGCAAAAGCACAAUUUUGAUUUUUCUUCUUUAUUUUGUUACAUCUUUGGAUUAAAGAAUCAAAUCCACCACCCGUUGCAACAAUUGAUUGUUGGUCAACUGAUUCAAAGUGCAUUAUUUUAAACAUCAUUCCUGUUGAGUACCUUUCACUUAUGAGAAGCGGACAAACAACAAUAUUUAACUUCUGAAAUUAACACAAUUAAAAAAAAAGUUGCUAGAAGUGAAUCACUUACUUACAGGUUCAAAUUUGUUUGCAUUUGCAAUGACAGUCCGCAGCUGCUUAAAUGCUGUUAAAAGAACAUUUGUGUCAAUUUUUUCAAAAACUUCUUUACUAUUGUUGACUGCCAUUAACUUCAAUAAGUAGUUCUCGGCUGCCCCAACAUGAAAAUAACUUGCAAGUUUUGAACAAAAAAUACGCACUUCAGUUUCCAGCUCCACAUCUGUAUUAAUUCGCGGACCUCCACCUGUAUACUAUUACUUUCUUGGUCAUUUUACCAUUUGGAAAAGUAAAAAACUCACUUCAGCAUCUUUCAUUUGAUUAAUAAAAGCUGCGACUUUUCUGUAUGACAUUUUACAAUGCUUCAAAAUUGUUGAAAAUAUGAGUCGAUGAUUAAUGAUAUAGUACAGAUACCCGGGUUGUAGAUUUCCGUCUAACACUUCUUUCCCAAGAUACAACAUUUCGGAUUCUACAACAUGAUCGUUUUUUAUAGGACUGAUCACUUGAAAAACACAUUCUUGUAUUUCAGUUGGUGAGAAAAAACCUUCCCUGAACACUUUGUCUACAGAAAAUCUUCUCAAUUUUUUUACGUUAUUUGUUGCCACAUAAUGUGAAAAUGUAAUUCUGAAAAAAUUACCAAAUAAAUUGAAAACACUAGGUGCUAAAUUUUCGUACGUAGAGGUAUUGGAUAGAGAAAUCGAAUUUCCUCGUGUAUUCAGUAAAUUAAUUAAAUAAUCAGAAGAGUUAUAUGUCGGUGGUAUGAACUGAGGUAAAGUAAUAUUAUGUCCUCCAUGUAACUCAAAAAUCUUAAAGGUUAUAAAAUACGAGUAUGUUAUAAGACGCAUUACCAAAGUACAUACCUUAAUGGCUUGGCUUAUAAAGAAUGCCAAUUCAUCUUUUUUAGCACAAACACUCAUUAAUGUCUUUUCGAAGUUUUUAUAAUGUUGAUAAGGAGUCCUCCUGUUUUGUUGAAUCAUUUCUUUCAUUUCUUCAUCGGACUUGUUUGAAUUCAAUAUUUUUAUUAUGUCAUCACAAGUAGGUCUUUCGAUAACAUUUGCGUGUAAAAGAUUCCUUAAAUUUUCAAACAAAAAAACAAUAUGGUACUACUUGUACAUACGUCGAAAUACACUCAUACCUUAUAAGAAACUUUUUCUUAGAGUUACUGGUAUUAAAAUUAAGUCCCCGUAAAUAUUUCUUUGUUAUAGGAAAUAUUUUAAACUUUUCCAUCACAGUCAUGGGCUUGGAACACAUUUCAAAAUAUAUUACACCUAAAAUAAAAAUUUAGACACUAACUUGUUAUGUGUUUGCAAUUAAACUGUAAAUAUCAGCCUUGAUAUUGAACGAUGUUCCGGUACGUAGCUCUGGAGCUAUGUAAAUGGAAGUACCACACACACCAGUUAAAGAUC
This is a messenger RNA of Tribolium madens (black flour beetle), 3056 nucleotides long. RefSeq names its product brachyurin-like. Gene Ontology annotation, biological process: proteolysis. Lineage: Eukaryota; Metazoa; Arthropoda; Insecta; Coleoptera; Tenebrionidae. The coding region runs from base 33 to 797 and encodes 254 amino acids. The record is from RefSeq and is a predicted model, not a curated record. Gene Ontology annotation, molecular function: serine-type endopeptidase activity. The transcript is spliced from 5 exons.